AUGCUACCUUGCUUUUCCACUAAUCAUCCUAAGAAGGGGUUGAAGAGGUUGAGGAAGGCGGCUCCGUCGCGCGGCGAGGUGGACUCGGCGUCGCUGCCGCUGGAGCACCGCGCCGUCUACGGGCCUCCGCCCCCGCUCCCAGGGCUGCCCGGGCCGGGCUACGGCGCGCCGCCCCCACUGCCGGGCCUGCCCGGGCCCGACGACCCCUGGCCGCUCGCCACGCCCGACAUGCCGCAGAUCAAGCACCUCCAGGUGCAGUGCGAGAAGACGCACAUGCGCGUCAACAUCGAGUUCGACAGGCCCUUCUACGGCAUGAUCUUCUCUAAAGGUUUCUACAGCGACCCUCAUUGCGUUCACCUGAAGCCGGGCACCGGCCACCUGAGCGCCACGUUCGAGAUCUUCCUCAACAGCUGCGGCAUGUCCUCCUCGGCGAACCACGGCGGCGGCGGCUACGGUGGGCCGACGCCCAGCGGCAGCUACGUCGAGAACACGAUCAUCAUCCAGUACGACCCUUACGUACAGGAGGUGUGGGACCAGGCGCGCAAGCUGCGCUGCACGUGGUACGACUUCUACGAGAAGGCCGUCACCUUCAGGCCCUUCCAGGUUGAUAUGCUGCACGCCGUGACAGCCAACUUCCUGGGCGACAAUCUGCAGUGCUGGAUGCAGAUCCAGGUAGGAAAGGGCCCAUGGGCAUCAGAGGUGUCUGGUAUCGUCAAAAUCGGCCAGACGAUGACGAUGGUGCUGGCCAUCAAGGACGACGAGAAUAAGUUCGACAUGCUGGUGCGCAACUGCGUGGCUCACGACGGCAAACGCGCCCCCAUCCAGCUGGUGGAUCAGUACGGCUGCGUCGUCAGGCCCAAGAUCAUGUCGCGCUUCCAGAAAAUCAAGAACUUCGGCCCGUCCGCCUCUGUCGUCUCCUUUGCCUACUUCCAGGCAUUCAAGUUCCCUGACUCCAUGAACGUGCACUUCCAGUGCGUCAUACAGGUGUGCCGCUACAACUGCCCCGAGCCCAAGUGCGGCGGAGGCCUGUCUGGAGAGUACGGCCCGCCGUCGCUGGGCGCCGAGUACGGCGCGCCGCUGCCGCUGCCGGGCGCCGAGUACGGUCCUCCGCCGCCGCUGCCGCCGUCGCUGGGCGAGUACGGGCUGCCCGCCGCCGCCUUCCCCGACCCGCGCCACCCCUCCGGCCCGGCCGGCGCCUUCUCGGAGCCCAAGCCCGACGUGGUGCCCGCGCCGCAGCCGCAGGCGUCGGCCCAGCAGGGUGCGCCCGCCUCCUCCACGUCCAACCCGGCCACCACGGGCAACCAGCAGCCCAAUUCGGGCGGCAACCAGCAGCCGCCGUCGUCGCCCGCGCCCAACGACAACGAGGUGCAUCUGCCGCCGCCACCGCCUCCCGGCUACCAGAACGCCUACACCACCGUCAAGAGGAAGGGCACCGGGGGCAGCGUCGUCGACGAGCUGGAGGGCAACCUGGCCACCCUCGGAGGCCGGCCGCGCUCCGUCGAGCUGGAACUGCUGCACGGCGCGCGUCGCCGCAGGGCCGCCACCCAGGAGCUCGACGUCAACACCAGCCGCGUCAUACAGGUUGUGGCUCCGGGAGACGUGAACUUCGCUCUGGGCGGCUCGGGAUCGACAGCCAACGAGACGGUGGUGAUCCAGGCGGCGCCGCGCGCGGCUGACGGCGAGCACAUCUGCAUGUCGGUGCCCAGCUUCGUGGGCGGCCUGGUGAUGCUGCUGCUGCUGCUCGUGGUCGCCUCGCUGGUCGCCGCCUUCCUGUUCGUGCGCGUGCGCGCCAUCGACCGCAAGGGCGCCGGCGCCGGCGCCGGCUCGUCCGGCCUGGGCUUCGUGCCCUCCGUGUCCGCCUUCCUGCACCGGCCCUCCGCACCUGCGGGACCCUUCGAGCACGCCGCGGAAUUCGUCAAGGUCGCCGCGGGCCCCUGUCCCAACUGAGCCCUUCUAGCCUGCUCCUAGGCGUAACCGCAGCCUCGCUGCCGCCACGUCUCCGCCACCCGCUGGCCCACCUCACCGGUUCUGAUGCAGUGAGCAAGUGGGGCAGCGCCGUUGUGGGCGUAAAUCGACCGCGCUGUCCAUCACCGGAAACCGGCAACGUCGUAACUGGAAGACGAGCCAUCUGCAGACCACUUUACACCUCACACAAUGGACCAUCGCCAGUCUCGUCUGCCUUGUACGAAAAGCCUCAUUGAGAAUUGUUUGGCAAUGAGCACUUUACAGCAAUUGAAGAACACGUGACCUCAAGAAGAGAGUGCACUACUGAAGGUUCUGCUGGAUAAAAAUAAAACACUUCCGCCGUAAGUCAGGUACUACAACGACGACCACAAGUGCGACGGACUGUGUUCAGCUGUUUCGCGAUGGUUUUCUGUGCUGAGUACUCACUUCUUUCUUUGGUAACAAGUUUUUGGGCUCCCGUCCGUACGGUACACAGUGUUAGGGUCAGGGCAAGCAAAAUUCUUGGGAUAUUUAGCGGUGUGUCCACAAAUACAGCGUUUUUCUUUCUUUAAAUAACUCAGGGUACAUAGCAGUUUGUAGCUCCAGUUUAGUUCACUGUAAAAGCAAAACAUUGGCAGCUUAGAAAGAAGUGAGUAACUCAACGUAGAUUUCAGUUACGACGUUGAGGUGUCAGCAAGAUCCCUUACGAACUCAUAGGGAAGUGAGAUGUGUGGGAAACGUGGAAGUGUGCUGCUCGGAUAGCACGGGAGGUAUCUCGCCAGCAUUUCGGAAACGUGACUUCCUUGAAAGGAUUACAGUCGUGAGACGCGAAAUCCUUUCGGCCUAGGUCUGAAAAGACUGAACUGACCUGUUGCAACUGCCCUACCUUUUGUAAGAGUCUUAGCAUUUUACCUGCAGUUAGGCCAUUUUAAUGGACUUUAAAAUGACUUAACGGCAGAUCAGUCAUUUAAUAUAAGACUAUCCUAAAAUUAAGCACAACCUCAUUUUUCAAAAUGAUUCGUAAUUGUGUGUCAUUGACACCUUUUCUACUUUAAGUUAGAAAAGCGAGAUAUUCAGUAAGUCAAUAUUGCAGACUCUUAAUAAUA
Molecule: messenger RNA, 3050 nt
Organism: Schistocerca nitens (vagrant locust)
Lineage: Eukaryota; Metazoa; Arthropoda; Insecta; Orthoptera; Acrididae
Product: cuticlin-4-like
Exons: 6
Coding region: 1-1947 (648 amino acids)
Source: RefSeq, a predicted model, not a curated record